AUGGAGGAUCCGGCCGCCGUUAAUGGUUUUAAGGAAAAUCGUCGUGGACUUUUCCUCUUUUACAAUUCUUAUGAAUUCGGCAGCAAAGUUGAGGAGAACCAAGCUGCAAUACUGGAUGGGAUUGAAGUGCUGAUGGAGAAGAAUAGUUUUACGCGGAAGCAUCAAGGACGCAUAUGCUGCGGCUGCCAUCUCCUCUCGUUAAUAUUGGCUGUGAUCUACAUUGUUGCCCUCCUGAUUUGUAUUGUAGUCCUCAUAAUGGCGGCUCAACAACUCGCGGAAGUUAUGGAGCGACCAUCUGAGGACAAGUCUGCUAUAAAGGCCGAGGUUGUUGCGUGGACAAGUGGAAACUCUACUCAUUUUAAUCUUCAAGGAACCGUGUCAUUCAUUCUUAGUGAAGUCGUCCACCUUCUAGACGACAGCGUAACUGGUCUAUUGGCUAAGAUGAAUUCGACUGUGGUCGGCCUAGUUCCAACUCUGGAGCCAACUACUCGUAAAGGCGUCACCAAAAUAUUUGAUUCUCUCAGACAACUUAUUAAAAUCAACGAGCUUUUUACGGAUACGGAAAAAAUGAAAGACGAACUGAGUGUUUUCAAUGAAGAUGUGAAGAAUAUUAGUGACAAUUAUAAUGACACAAUACCAGAACUCACCAGAUUAAAUACAGAGUUUAAAGAUAUUCAUACACAAGUGAAACAGCAACAGCCUCAAUUGGUGAGCGAAUCAUUCAGGUUUAUUGAUUACUGA
Molecule: messenger RNA, 741 nt
Organism: Rodentolepis nana
Lineage: Eukaryota; Metazoa; Platyhelminthes; Cestoda; Cyclophyllidea; Hymenolepididae
Source: the annotation of a GenBank genome assembly